This is a messenger RNA of Danaus chrysippus (African queen), 222 nucleotides long. The record is from the annotation of a GenBank genome assembly. NCBI's taxonomy places the organism in Eukaryota, Metazoa, Arthropoda, Insecta, Lepidoptera, Nymphalidae.
AUGGUUGGUCUGUGUGGACCGUGGUGCUGGGUGCGAGGAGGGCAGCCCGUGCCCUCAGCCGGUCGACGUGACGGCAUGUUAUCGCAUGCAUUAUUCAACGAGUGGCGAAAGCGGCAAUUUGCGACAAUAUCCACUGAUUCGCAGAAUCGGCCCACUGUGGAGUCGCCGACAAACCAUAAAACAGGAUGGCCGUCACUCAAUAACUAUGUUGAAUUUAAAUAA